Cotesia glomerata is the source of this 620-nucleotide messenger RNA. It is a transcript of the gene Taf12, whose product is annotated as transcription initiation factor TFIID subunit 12. Lineage: Eukaryota; Metazoa; Arthropoda; Insecta; Hymenoptera; Braconidae. The record is from RefSeq and is a predicted model, not a curated record. Gene Ontology annotation, cellular component: transcription factor TFIID complex; SAGA complex; SLIK (SAGA-like) complex. The transcript has 4 exons. Gene Ontology annotation, molecular function: TBP-class protein binding; protein heterodimerization activity; DNA binding. Gene Ontology annotation, biological process: RNA polymerase II preinitiation complex assembly; DNA-templated transcription initiation. The coding region runs from base 189 to 593 and encodes 134 amino acids.
UGAUUUCUAAAUUUCUAACCUAAAACUAAAAUAUUUGUAUGUAUAAAAGUGCAUAGUGCGCAUUGAGCGUAUUUAAUAAUAAAUAUUUAAUAUUUAAUACAAUUAUUAACAGAAAAAGUUAUAAAAAUUUUUAGAGGUGUUAAUAUUAAGUAUUUAUACAAGGUUACUUUUAAAUUUUAUCAAUUACAAUGGCUGAUAAUAGUUUCGAUCAUGGUCAAGCUCAAAAUCAAGAACAAGGGACAAAGUUAAGUUCAUCAGCUGAAAUUCCUCAAUUUUUAAGCAAAUCAAAAUUGCAAGAUUUAGUAAGGGAAGUUGACCCUACGGAGCAGUUGGAAGAAGAAGUGGAAGAAAUGUUGCUCCAAUUAGCCGAUGACUUUGUGGAAACUACAGUCAACGCGGCUUGUCUUUUAGCAAAACAUAGGCAUGCCAACACCGUAGAGGUCAAAGACGUCCAACUUCACCUAGAACGAAGUUGGAACAUGUGGAUUCCUGGAUUUGGCACUGAUGAGGUGCGGCCGUUCAAACGUGCAACAGUCACGGAAGCACAUAAACAACGCUUGGCUUUGAUUAGAAAAAAUAUAAAAAAAUAUUAACUAUAGACAUUAAUUUAAUCUUAAAAA